Messenger RNA from Malus domestica (apple), 2278 nucleotides. RefSeq names its product sterol 3-beta-glucosyltransferase UGT80B1. The record is from RefSeq and is a predicted model, not a curated record. NCBI's taxonomy places the organism in Eukaryota, Viridiplantae, Streptophyta, Magnoliopsida, Rosales, Rosaceae. Gene Ontology annotation, molecular function: UDP-glycosyltransferase activity.
UUAAACCUUACUUGUUAAACAGAAAGCAUGGUCUGCAUUUGCAGAAGCUAGCAGGGAAUAGUAAUGGAGGUCGAGACGGAGAGGACGAAACCUGCUGCUGCGUUCAUGGCCUUUGGUACCAAAGGCGAUGUCUAUCCAAUUGCUGCCAUUGCGGCGGCUUUUGCUUGUGACCAGAUACUGUACGACGUCGUCCUUAUCACGCAUUCAGCACAUGAGAACUUACGUUGUCAUUUAGCCGAAAAACAUGUUUCGUAUCUUCCAAUUUCAUCACCACCUGUUGUCCCAAUCCAUCGGGAACAUGAUAGUACAGAAGAACCAGGUUCUUUGGAGAAAAUCAUGUUUUCUGCUGAACACAGACAAGAAUGUUGUUUGGCAGUGGAGAAGAUAUUUGGAUCAGGCCCGAGCAUGGAGGGUGAUUUUAUACUGAUCAAUUUCUUUGCUUUGGAAGGAUGGAGUAUUGCAGAACUUUUUCAUGUCCGUUGCAUAGUUGCUGCUCCUUAUGUUGUUCCAUAUAGUGCACCUUCAUCGUUUGAGCGCCAAUUUGAAAAAGAACUUCCACUUUUAUAUAAAUACCUACAGGAAGCUCACAACACUAAGGUUUGUUGGAAAGAUGUGAUCCACUGGAUGUGGCCGCUUUUCAGCGAGUAUUGGGGAUCCUGGAGAUGUGACGAUUUGAAUUUGAGUCCUUGCCCUUUUACGGAUCCAGUAACAGGUUUACCCACUUGGCAUGAUAGGCCUCCAUCUCCGCUUCUUCUGUAUGGAUUUAGCAAAGAAAUAGUCGAGUGCCCUGGUUAUUGGCCAUCAAAUGUUCGGGUUUGUGGCUUUUGGUUUCUCCCAAAUGAAUGGCAGUUUUCGUGUAAGCAGUGCAGUGAACUUUCCAGAAUUGUUUCUUCAGAGCAUCUUUACACAAAAGAUGAAAUGUGUUCAGCUCAUGUUCAGUUAGAAUAUUUUUUGAAGACCCCAGUGUCUAUGCCACCUAUUUUCAUAGGCCUGAGCUCAAUUGGAAGCAUGGGAUUUUUAAAAAACACUCAAGCGUUUCUUCGUCUUCUCCAAACUGUCUUAGAGAUAACAAAUUACCGCUUUAUCCUCUUUACAGCCGGCUACAUACCUUUAGAUGCAGCAAUCCGAGCAGUUGCUGCUGAGUCACCACCAUAUGUAACCCACAAGCAGUUUAAUGACCAGUGCAUUUCUCUCUUCAAUGACCGACUCUUUUGCUUUUCUGGAACUGUACCGUACAAGUGGCUGUUUACUCGAUGUGCUGCUGCAAUUCAUCAUGGGGGAAGUGGCACUACUGCUGCAGCACUAUUGGCAGGAAUCCCACAGGUAGUCUGUCCAUUUGUGCUAGAUCAGUUUUACUGGGCUGAAAGAAUGUUUUGGCUUGGAGUAGCACCUGAGCCAUUGAAAAGAACCCAUUUACUUCCAGAAGAAAGUGAUGAGAAAAUAGCGGCAAAUUUUCUAUCGAGGGCCAUACAUGAUGCAUUAUCCCCUGAAAUUAAAGAACGUGCUGUGGAAGUUUCUAAGAGAAUAUCUCUUGAGGAUGGUGUCUCAAACGCGGUCAAAUAUAUCAAGGAAGAGAUCAUUGGUGGUUCAAGCUGAUCAUUCGCAAUCUCUUGCACUGGCCUUCGAACAUAGUUUUCAGCAAUGCGGACAGGAGAUUCUGAAAAUGGUGGAAAUGCUUACUGCGCGAAGUUUUCUUCGUAUAAAGAUUUGGAGGAACUAAUGAUGUCUGUAAGAAGUUUUCUUACUAAGGAUGCCUAAAUCACGUGUGCCGUCGGUGUGUCAACUGUCCAUGUACUUUGAAAAGUGGAACAGAUGAAAGGUGGCAUGUUUCUAUGAAAAAAAGAUAUAUGGAGCAUAUGAAGUAGCUUGUGUUUGAUAUUUGGUACUUUGAAAGAGAUGGUUGUACAUCUAACUCAGUUGAAAGGUUAGAGCAGAAACUGUUAACUUGACGGAGAAAGAGAACCGCCAUUUUAUCUCCACGAGCCGUACACCGGUGUAUGAGAUGCACUGAUUAUCUCUAGGAGUGUUUUUAUGGUCUGGUGAUAUUUCUCUCCGCUUGUAAGUGAGAAGUCUUAUAUUCAAAUCUCGUGGAUGGCGAAUUCGAUACCAAAUUAGGUUAUCCAUUGUGUGGUUUAACCGAACUUCCUCUUUCCAGUAGUGUAAAAUAUAUCGUUGUACUAAAAAAAAAAAACAAAAAAGCAAAACCUUAUGGGCCACAUUAUUCCCUCCAAUUCAAUGGGCUUGCAUUUCGAUUUAUUAAUGAAAGAUCUGUAGGUAA